Messenger RNA from Protobothrops mucrosquamatus (brown spotted pit viper), 1566 nucleotides. RefSeq names its product G protein-coupled receptor 182 (gene ACKR5). Lineage: Eukaryota; Metazoa; Chordata; Lepidosauria; Squamata; Viperidae. Gene Ontology annotation, molecular function: G protein-coupled receptor activity. Gene Ontology annotation, biological process: G protein-coupled receptor signaling pathway. Bases 15 to 1082 code for a protein of 355 amino acids. The transcript has a single exon. The record is from RefSeq and is a predicted model, not a curated record. Gene Ontology annotation, cellular component: membrane.
CUUUUUCCCUCAAAAUGGGAGAGCCAGAGACCCUUCCCCCUUUCAAUGAAGCAUACCACAACUUGACAGAACUCUUCCAAGCAUUCAACCACACAUUCAGCUCUUGUGAUUUGAGACUAGAUGAUAACAUCAAACGGGUAUGUCUCUUUGUUCUCUAUCUCAUCAUCUUUGUGGUGGGAUUGGUGGAGAACCUCUUAGUCAUAUGGGUCAACUGGCAGAUCCGAAACCACCGGAACUUGGUCAAUCUAUACAUUUUCAACAUGGCCAUUGCAGACUUGGGGGUGAUCCUCUCCUUACCAGUCUGGAUGUUGGAAGCCAUGCUUGAUUACACUUGGCUUUGGGGAGAUUUCCUCUGUCGCUUCACCCACUAUUUUUACUUUGCCAACAUGUACAGCAGUAUUUUCUUUCUCACCUGCCUCAGCAUUGAUCGGUAUGUCUCCCUGACAACUUCCUCCCACUUCUGGCAACAACGCCAACAUCUUGUGCGACGGAUCGCCUGCUGCUGCAUCUGGGCCUUUGCCGCCAUCCUCCCUUUGCCAGAGGUGGUACACAUGGAGUUAACUGAUUCCAUUGAUCCAAUGUGUUUCUUUAUGGCCCCACUGGAGACCUACAGUGAGUGGACCAUCGGUCUCAACCUCCUUCUUGCCUUAAUUGGGUUCCUUAUCCCAUUCUCCAUCAUGGCAGUCUUCAAUAUACUGACCGCCAGACACAUCAAGCGUUGUGACAAGCCAGAGAGCAGAAAAAACUGCCGCCUCAUCUAUGCUUACAUAAUUGUCUUCUUGAUCAGUUGGCUGCCAUUCCACCUAAUGUUGCUGCUCCUCACCCUUGAAGGAUCACAUAUCUUCCUCCACUGCUACAUGCUUGAGUUCCUGUAUUUCUUCUACGAUAUCAUAGACUGUUUCAGCCUUGCCCAUUGUGUGGUCAAUCCCAUUCUGUACAACUUCCUGAGCAAGAACUUCCAAGGAAAGCUUAUUUCUGCUGUAGUUAGAUACAUUCCCAAAGACCAGAUGGAUCAGAAGAACAGAGAUGGCUCUUCCUCCAAUACCCAACAUUCUAUAGUUAUCACACAAGACAAGAUUUAAACCAAUUUAAACAGCUUUUCUGAUUUUGGGUUCAUUGCCAUAAGAAUGUAUUUGCAUUUUUCUCUCUUAUCAGCAAAGGAUAGGCUUAAUUAGGAUACCUGUUGUUAUUGUUGCCAAUGCCAAUUUGAAAAGAAGGUCAAUAUAGGUAAAAAUGAGGUGGAGAGGAGGAUUACGGUAUAUGCUGCUGUGUCAAACUGACUGACCUUAAUCAAUCGAAAUCUAACAUUGUUAUUAGUCCUCAUCUAUUUCCUUCAUCUUGAAACUUGCAAUGCCGCUUUAACAUUUUACUAUGGAAAAGAGAUGUAUUUCUCUUAAUUUCUUCACUUUUUGCAUGAAAAUAACAUUCUGAAAACUCAAUGCUGGUCUGCUGGUUAAACAGAAUUGUUGGGCAGAGCAACAUAUAGCUGAAGCAGCUGUAAAUAUAGCUCCAACCUAUAUGAAAAUAAAGAACUGAAGUGAUUUGUGAAGAUAAAACAGGGUCCAG